CAUGCUGAGCGUUGUUUUCGUAAUUGCCGGUCUGGCGGUGGUUGGCACAACAGCACAACCGGCAGACAUCAAUCAAUGUUCUCCCAACCCGUGUCAGAACGGAGCCACGUGUGCACAUAGUAUCAACAACUACACGUGCACGUGUGUAGCGGGCUUCACCGGAAGGAACUGUCAAACAGACAUCGAUGAGUGUUCACCUAGCCCAUGUCUCAAUGGCGGCCGCUGCUCAAAUGAAAUCAACAAGUACAUAUGUACAUGCACUUCCGGGUACACUGGUAUCAACUGCAGGCCAGCUGUGCUGGGCGAUGACUGCAGCGUCCGACCGGCAGUGUGCUCGAACAUCCUGAACUCGCAGUGCACGGGAGGCACGUGCCAGUGUUUGACGGGAUACGAGAAGACAGGCGAGGCAACGUGCAGCAAGAAAGACUGUAAGAGCUUAGGACUGGUUGACAACGGCAUCGUCGUAUACUCCGGUGGCACGCUAUACCAGGCCAUUGCGACCUUCACUUGCAACACCGGUUAUACGAGGAACGGACCUUCUUCUGUCACGUGUCAAUCGGAUGCCACAUGGAGCGGGGCGAAACCUACAUGCACAAUAAACUCUUGUCCUGAUUUGACGGCGCCUAUCUACGGAGCAGUGGUUUUCAUCCCGAGCAAGGACUAUCUAAGCAAGGCAGAGUUCUCGUGCAGUGUGGGCUACACCCUUACGGGUAUUUCAACUAGAACGUGUACGGCAACCGGAGCGUGGGAUGGGUCCAGUCCAACGUGUGUUAUUAAAGCUCCUGUGUACCGCGGAUGCUACAUGGAUACGUGGGACCGUGUCUUGCCUAUUCAAAUGACUCCCGACUCGCCCACAAAUGCGCCUUUGGAAUGUGCCUCUCGCUGCAUUGGUUACGCUUUUAGCGGCGUUGAGUCCGUCGACGAGUGUUUCUGCGGCACAGUACUACCCACAUGGCUAAUGCUAAGGCCUGACUCCGAAUGUAACUCUGCGUGUCCUGGGAACAGCGCAUUGAUAUGUGGCGGGGUGUGGAGAAUCAGCGUCUAUAGCAACUAGGAGUGCUGAACAACGUUGCAUGAUACAAACAGCCCCAAAAAUACAACUCUGCGCUUUCUGAAAACUGAUGCUGGCUUUUGUUCAUAAAAUAACGAAUAUUUCUUACUAUCCUUUUCAACUUCCUGAUUACAGAGAAAAUUGUUUGCAGUCUAUUUUACUAAGACGCUUCAACUGUGUUGUUUAGAAUGAUUUGACAGUUUACUUGGUAAUUACAUGUUGUCUUUGUCACAUUAACAUGUGUUUAAAACCAGUUGUGCAAUAAAUGAAUAUGACUAGAAAAUGCUAAAAAACUACUAC
This is a messenger RNA of Dreissena polymorpha, 1351 nucleotides long. RefSeq names its product fibropellin-1-like. Bases 2 to 1054 code for a protein of 350 amino acids. Gene Ontology annotation, molecular function: calcium ion binding; Notch binding. Gene Ontology annotation, biological process: Notch signaling pathway. NCBI's taxonomy places the organism in Eukaryota, Metazoa, Mollusca, Bivalvia, Myida, Dreissenidae. The record is from RefSeq and is a predicted model, not a curated record. The transcript has 9 exons.